Pantherophis guttatus is the source of this 7994-nucleotide messenger RNA. RefSeq names its product GRAM domain containing 4 (gene GRAMD4). Lineage: Eukaryota; Metazoa; Chordata; Lepidosauria; Squamata; Colubridae. The record is from RefSeq and is a predicted model, not a curated record. Gene Ontology annotation, biological process: apoptotic process; negative regulation of toll-like receptor 9 signaling pathway.
GCCUGGAGGCCGGAGCACCUGCUGCUGCUGCUGCUGCUGCCGGCCCCGCCGAGGCUUUGGGAGUCCGGCGUUGAAAACGAAAAGCGGAAAAAAAGCCGGUGGCGCAAUCCGGGCGAAGCUGCGGUAACGAAGGGAUUCCCGGGGCAUCGCGACGGUGGAAGAAAGGGAGGUGAGCGAGGGCAUCGCCGGCUUGGCAGCGUGGAUGAAAGUUUGGUCUGAAUUCCGUGCAGGGGACUCCAACCGUCAUGUUAAGAUAAAGCAGAAAGGUGCAGUGCUGAACAUGCUAAAGAGGUUGGACAAAAUAAGGUUCAGAGGACAUAAGAGAGAUGAGUUCCCGGACUUAGCAGAGUCUCCCAGUGCUUCAGAUACUGAAUGUGGAGAUGAAAUCCCUAUGAAAAUACCUCGUACAUCAGGCUACGAUGAACUGAGAGACCCUGCUGGUCCUGGGACUGUCAUCAUGGCUACAGGAGUUCCCGAUUACAACAGAACAGAGUCUGACAGAUUAAAUGAGAUCAAAGGCCACUUGGAAAUUGCCUUGCUGGAAAAGCACUUUCUCCAGGAGGAGCUAAGAAAACUGAGAGAAGAAACCAAUGCUGAAACACUUAAACAAGAGUUAGAAAAAGAACGCUUGAGAAGGAUAGAACUGGAACAAAAAGUCAGUGAAAUUCUAAAAGCAAGAGCAGACGAAUCGCCUCCAUCUACCCAGCAGCCCCCCAAAGCACAGAAUGGAACAGAUAAACGCAGCCACAUGGUGUGUUCAAGAGUUCAGAAAUGGAUUUAUGAUAAAUUUGGAGAAUAUAUUGAAGACUUUAGAUUUCAGCCAGAAGAAAACACAGUGGAAACUGAAGAGCCGCUCAGUGCUAGACGGCUAACAGAAAAUAUGAGAAGAUUAAAGAGAGGUGCCAAACCUGUUACAAAUUUUGUGAAGAAUCUUUCUGCCUUAUCCGACUGGUUUUCUGUCUAUACUUCUGCUAUUGCCUUUAUUAUCUACAUGAAUGCUGUAUGGCAUGGCUGGGCCAUUCCUAUGUUCUUAUUUUUAGCAAUUUUGAGGUUGUCGCUAAAUUACCUCAUAGCCAGAGGGUGGAGAAUACAGUGGAGCAUUGUGCCUGAAGUUUCUGAGCCUAUUGAACCUCCCAAAGAAGACUUAACGGUGUCAGAAAAGUUCCAGCUUGUUCUGGAUGUGGCACAAAAAGCACAGAAUUUAUUUGGGAAAAUGUCAGAUAUACUAGAAAAAAUUAAAAAUUUGUUCAUGUGGGUCCAGCCUGAAGUAACGCAGAAACUAUAUAUUGCUUUAUGGGCAGCUUUUAUUGCAUCCUGCUGCAUUCCUUACAGGAUCGUUGGGCUUGCAAUAGGACUUUAUGCAGGAAUUAAAUUUUUUCUGAUUGAUUUUGUCUUCAAACGGUGUCCAAGACUACGGGCAAAGUACGAUUCUCCUUAUAUCAUAUGGUUGAACUUGCCUACGGAUCCUCAACUCAAAGAAAGGGCUAAUGCUACAGUAUCGAGACGGCCUCAAACAGCAGCAUCCCGAAGCUAUGUAGGUUCAAACACCUCAACAGGAGUGAAUCGAGAUGAGGAAACCAGUCGCUUUCACAAUACAAAGAGAGGAAACUUCCAUGAAGUAUUUAACUUGCCAGAACAUGAGCGUCCAUUGGCAGUGUGUGAAAAUGGCUGGCGCUGCUGCUUGAUAAACAGAGAUAGGAAGAUAACCACUGAUUACAUUAGGAAUGGCGUUCUCUAUGUUACUGAAAAUUACUUAUGCUUUGAAAGUUCCAAAUCUGGUUCAUCUAAAAGAAAUAAAGUUAUAAAACUUGCAGAUAUAACAGAUAUUCAAAAGUACAAAGUACUUUCCGUUCUCCCAGGAUCUGGGAUGGGUAUUGCAGUAUCCACACCAUCUACACAAAAACCGCUCGUGUUUGGUGCCAUGGUACACAGAGACGAAGCUUUUGAGACUAUUUUCAGCCAGUAUGUGAAGAUAACCUCUGCAGCAUCUGCCAGUGAAAGCUAGUAUAUCAUCCUUGCCGGUUAUUAUAGGAAACAUCAUGAAUUUUACUCACCCAGUAGUGAAUAAAAAGGUGGAACAUCCUUCAAUCAUCAGUCCUGCAAUAAUUUUCUUUGUUGCAUAUGUCCUAUGUUACAGAAGUGCAUUUUUUACAUGCCUUCCAUGGUUUCUGUUGGUUUUUAUUUACUGUUGUUGGUUUUUUGUUUUUUGUUUUGGUAAUAAAAUAAAAGAACAGUGAAAAUGCUAUCGGCACUGUUAGCCUUGCACAUUAAGCACUUUUAAUGUUUGUUCACUGACAUUAAAAAGCUUGGGAGGAUUCUUAGCAAAACUAGCUUGAGGGGUAGGCCUUGUCUUAAUAAGACAUACCCUGAACUCUGCGGUUCAUCCGAUAUUUCUUUCGCUACGGGUUCUGCACACUUCCACUGCACAAAUUCCAUUGAUUUAAGUGGCAUUACUAUAUAUACACAAAUGGGGUGCAAGUUUGCAAUUGAACUUAGCAAAAACUGUCAAGGACGUGAUUUUGAAGGGUCUUGGUUUUCCUAAAUGUGGUGUAAAUAAUAAUAAUAAUAUUCGAAGGUAUGAGUAUUUGAAGCUGUGCUUCCAGAAAACUUUCAUACUGACUUCUGUAUCUUUUCAAAAGGCAUUUCUAGUUUUAGAGACAAUUGGGAGAUGCAAUUAAAUCUUCAGAGAGUUGAUAUGGUCAUUUCUUCUUGGCCUACCUUACACAUCUUGCUUUGUCAUUUGUCUUAUGUCCCUCUGUUGACAUAACUAAUGUUCCCAGUGUUUUUGAUAGAGAAGCAACUUUUUAGAAUUAUUUGGCAUGCUGCAUUAUCCUGUAUUUUCCUUAAAAUAUUGGAUAAACAUAAAGUUGAAAGUUAUCAAAAAUGUGUCCAUUGGAAUGGAAGAGGAAUAAUGGAAAUAGUGUUGUAUCAAUGUACUACAAGCUCUUCACCCUUUGUAGUAUUUUGAGACACGUAAAAAAAGGAGGGCUACAACAUUGAAUCAACAUAAUUUUGAUGAAACCCUGGGAUCUUGCUGUUGCCCCUGUACAUGUCCAUAAUUCUUUUUCUUUGGUAUUCCUAUUGGUAAAUUUUGUAUUGCACGAACGUUAAUUUGCAUUGGCUGAUAUUUUAGCUUCUUGAGAGCUGCAGCUACGCUUUUUGUAGUAAUUAACUUUGCAUGCGGUAGCCUUUUAAUCAUGAAAAGAAAUUGAGUAGAUGGCUAAAACUCCACAUGCCAAUUUAAUAUUUCAUAAAGAUGGCUAUGAUACAUUAAUUUUAGUUUCUUUUAUUUCAAAGUCAGUUUUUGAAGAUUGGAUGGUUCUUAACAGAGAAGCAGCAGAUCCUAGAAUCUAUUCUGUACUCCAAGUGAUCCCCUCAAUUGCUUUUUAUUGAGUACAUAGAGUCAAUUGUUUACAAAUACGAUUGGAACUGUCAAGUAGGAAAAUUGAGAGGCUGCUUCUGUGCUAUGAACUAGUCUAUCCCAAACCAACCCCUUGCUUUGUAUUCUAUUGUUGACUCUGUUACAUGCAUUUGCAUGUAACAUGUCACUGCUGCUCAGUUAAGCUUAAUUAUUAUAUGUUCAGAUGUCAUAAGAAGAUGGACUAAAAAAAAAGUCAAGCAUAACUAAAAUUGUAGGCAAUAAAUGCUAGAAAAGUUUAGCAAACUGAUUUAUGUGUGGAGAAAACCUUGUUUCUUAAAAAGGAUUAAAACACACAUUAAUUAUUGGUCUAGAAUCAGGAUCUGAAAGGCUCAUAUAUUUUCUAUAAGGUAAUACGGAGUUUCAACUCAGUGCUAAUGUGAGCCCCUAAAAUGUUAAAUGAAUUUUCUGUAUGUGAUUCUCCAUGAUGAAUUAAACUCAUGAUUUCAAUGGACUUAGGGGAGGGCAAAAAUAUACCACUGAUUUUUUAAUAAUUAAGAUGCAAUUCACAUAGAAAUGCAAUCCAUAUAGAAUUAAAACAUGAGAAAAUAUUGCAACUUUAUAACAUAAAACCUUUUCACUGGAAAUAAAUAGUAGAGCUAUCAAACCAUAAUUUUAAUGGGAAGAAUACACUUGUUUUCUUCUUUAUGACCCUUGAAAUCUGGAUUUCAUUUUUGAGAUAGUUGCUCUCAUAUUUUGUUCCAUAUUUAUUUUGGAUUAACAUUUGCCUUUUAUAGCAGCAACUGGUUAAAAAAAAAUCAAUCCUAACUUUGCUGUUGGCGUGAUCAGGCAGAGUGCAAGCAACAUCUUAAUGUGAUCUUGAUUUGCAUACUCAAAACAUUUGCAGCAUCCCACAGAAUUGCUGAUGACGGCCUGGGGCUUGUGACCCACAGUUUGAGAUCAACCACUGUAACGGGGGAAAAGUUAGUGAUGGUAAAAUGUCAGCUUUUUUAGUAAUGCAUUUCUAUAUUAACAUUUUGUGGUUUAUAUAAGAUGUUAAGCUGGUAGGCUUCAGAAAACUUUGAACAAAUAAGGAUUUUGCCAGGCAUAAUCCCAGCAAGUAAAUGUAAAGAUGGGGAUAUAAGCAUUAUGUCAGAUUAACAUUUUUACCAACCUAAAUCAGAAUUGUAUUACACAGAAUUGGUGUUUUCCCCCCUUCUUUCUAAAAAGACUAUCCCUUGGAUAGUCAAGUUAAUAUAUUUAAUCUUAUUAAUAUUUAUUAAACCCAACAUGGGUUUGUUAAAAUAGAUCAUACUAGAUAAACCUUACUGGCUUCUUUGACAAAGUGACUAAAUUAGCGGAUCAGGGAAAUGCUGAGGACGUAGCAUUUGAUAAAGUAGACCCAGCCUGCUUCUUGGCAAGAGAAAAAUGUGGGAUAGACAGCAUCACUAUCAGAUGGUUUUGUAACUGGUUGACCAACCACACUCAACAUGCAGUCUUCAAUGGAACUACAUCUACAUGGAGAAGAGCAUGCAGUGGGAUACUUCAAGGUUCUGCCUUGGGCUCACUGCUCUUCAACAUCUUCAUAAAAGAAGGAAAAGAAAGGAUUCUUAUCAAAUUUGGAGAUGAUACCAAGCUGGGGGGGAAUAGUCAACACUUUAGAAGGUAGGCUCAAGAUCCAGAAGGGAUCUUGGGCCCCAUUAAACAAAAUUAAAUUCAGUAGUGAGAAAAGUAGGAUCUUAUACAUAGGCAAGAAAAACCAAAUGCAAAGGUGUAGAAGAGAUGAUACCUAGCUCAACAGCAGUGUCUGUGAGAGAGAUCUAGGUGUCCUAGUUGACAAUCAACUUAAGUAUGAGCCAGAAGUGUGCUGCAGCUGCCAAAACAGCCAAUACAGUUCUAGGCUGCAUCAACAGAGGGAUAGUACCAAAUUGAUGUGAAGUGAGAAUACCCUUUACACUGCACUACAGGUCGUUCUCCGUUUUACAACCUUUCUUUCCACAGUUGUUAAGUGAUACAUUGCAGUUGUUAAAUUAGUAACAUGGUUGUUAAAUGAAUCUGGCUUCCCCAUUUACUUUGCUUGUCAAAAGGUCGCAAAAGGGAAUCGCAUAACCCUGGGACACGGCAAGCAUUGUAAAUAUGAACUAGUUGCCAGGCAUCUGAAUUUUGAUCACAAAGUGACCAUGAAGAUGCUGUCAUGGUGGUAUGUGUGAAGAAACAGUCAUAAGUCACUUUUUUUUUUUUUACUUUUGUAACUUCAAAUGGUCACUAAAUGAACUGUUGUAAUUCGAGGACCACCUGUGUAUUACUGAGGGCAGGAUGAAGUAAUGGGUGGAAAAUCAUUAAAGAGAGAUCCAACCUAGAAUUAAGGAUAAAUUUCCUGACAGUGGGGACAAUUUAAUCAGUGGAACCGUUUGCCUCUAGAACAGUGUUUCUCAACCUUGGUAGCUUGAAGAUGGGUGGACUUCAACUCCCAGAAUCCCCCAGCCAGCAGCGCUGGCUGGGGGAUUCUGGGAGUUGAAGUCCACCCAUCUUCAAGCUUCCAAGGUUGAGAAACACUGCUCUAGAAGGUAUCACUGAAGGCUUUCAAUAAGAGACCGGACAGCCAUUUGUCUGGAAUGAUACAGGGUCUCUUGAUCAAGCAAGAGGUUAGACUAGAAGACCUCUGAAAUUCCCUUCCUGUUAAUUCUAUGUUCUGUGAGAUUUUUUUUGUGAGGAAAAAAAGGAUAGAUUAUAUUGUUUACCAAGCAAGCUAUUUUUCUUUUCUUUUUUUCCCCUUUUGUAUCAUUUUCAAGUGUACUUUUUAACCUUCAAUCUGUUCCUAAAAUUACUGGUUCUGGUGAAAAUCAGAUAACAGGAUUUUAAAAAAAAUAUUUUUUUUUAUCUCCGUUCUAGUCACCCAAAGACUUGUUCUAGAACGGUGUAUUUCAACCUGGCAACUUCAAGAUGUCUGGAUUUUAGUUCCCAGAAUUCCCCAAUUCUGGAAGUUGAAGUCUACACAUCUUAAAGCUAAUGGAAGUUGAAAACUACCAUUCUAGAAGAUGGUUGCUUCAAAUCUAUUUGUGAGAUAUGGUUAUGCCACAAUAAUAAUCUUUGAUUUUUAUAUUUUCAGAAUGAAACAGUAUACGUAAAUGGCUUUCAAUUUUUCCCUAUUCUUCUGUGUUCUUACAAAAAUGUUCAAAAUAAGCUGUACUUUUAAAAGUGCAUCCCUUAAAGAAAAGAGACUAGAAUGGAACAUGUAUUCAAGUGAGAAUGCGAAGACCAUUAAUGUCUGUAUUGUGUACAUGAAAAAAACCCCAGGUAUUUAGGAAUUAGGUAAAUCUUACCGUGCAACAUUUAGCUCAGUGUCCAAUCCUUAAUUUUAUCCCAGCCUAUUUCUGCACGAGGAUAUAAAUUCUCCCACCGAAAUUAGAAAAAUGUCUCAAUUUGUGCGCAUAUUUUCCUGACCUCUCCUGUACACAGUUCACCACUUCAGUGGUGAAAUGUAUAAUUUUGUAGACUUUUGAUGACAAUUCGUUUGUGAAAAAUACAUGCAGAUAUCCACCCAUACACUAAAAUGUGUAGGAGAUGUGAAAUGUACAUUUUGCCAUUGAAAUACAGUCUUCAUUUAGUCAAGCAUUUGGGAAAUUAGGUAAAUAUGCAUUAAAAUGGGAACUAUUUUAUUUUUUUCCCCUUCCUUGCUGAAGCCAUGCACAUUUUCCUACUGAAAGGACUAAUGCAUAAUUAACUGCUGUUCUUUGUGAUAGGGGAUAUUUAAUCUCAUGCCGUAAAAAUAAUUUUGGUGUGCUGGGCCAUCUCAGUGCUUUUCUUUUUCUUAUAUCCUGAAAUGCUGAAUAUUUGUCAGUUUAUUCUGUAAACUGCAACCACUCCUAGGUUUGAUUUAAAUUCAUCUCUUUCUAUGGGAUUUUCAUUCUCUACUUACUGAAUGUAGCUCCAUUAGUGCUACUAAUACAAAGUGUUACCUUAACGUAGCAUUUUUAAAAACCAUUUUAUAAAUUUGUUGUGCUGAUAUGUAGAGUAGUAUCUCCUGUGGCUCAUGAUGAUUUUUUUAAAAAAUUAGUUGAAUAAGCUGUUUUAUUAGAAACAUAGUGGUCAUGUUGGAGACUUUUUCUCAUUAUAAAAGGAAAUGAAAACUGAUCACAACUUAUGUUCCCUUCCUAAACUGCCAGAAUCAGAAAUUUUAUUACAUUAACAUAUUAAUUUUGCAGGAUUUGACUCUAGGCAAAUCAUGUAGCACCAUAAUGCAAAACUCUUGCAAAGCCAAUGAAUAUGCUGUGUAAAGUGAGGGGGGGGAUUAUUGUAGAAGUAUGGGAGUGUUUGACCUGCAAAAGCAAAUCCGGUAGUUUAUAACUAAUUAUGUACAUUUCGGCAGACAUUUUUUUCUGCUACUAAUCAUUAAAAAGAAUGGAUGUGAAAUACUUUUUAUGUCUGAAAAUUCAGUCUAUAUUUUGAAGUUGUAAAUAAUACAUUAGCAGUGUAACUUUUGUUCAAACAGGAGCGUUGUACUGUAUGAAAAACUGAACUGAAACAAUUUGCCCUGUACAUUUUUUAAGAGAACUUUCUUUGUUUUAAAAAAAGUGGGGGGAUAGGGUAUCUUGGUAUAAAUUAUAAUUUUUAUUUAAAUAAACCUUAAAAAUGC